Gracilinanus agilis (Agile Gracile Mouse Opossum) is the source of this 1730-nucleotide messenger RNA. It is a transcript of the gene RSC1A1, whose product is annotated as regulator of solute carriers 1. The coding region runs from base 1 to 1455 and encodes 484 amino acids. The transcript has a single exon. NCBI's taxonomy places the organism in Eukaryota, Metazoa, Chordata, Mammalia, Didelphimorphia, Didelphidae. The record is from RefSeq and is a predicted model, not a curated record.
AUGGAUAAUCUGAAGAAAUCUCCUGCUCAGGAAGGCAUCAAAGCGCAUCCUGAUAUAGAACAAAAGGAUUUGCCUGUCCUAGCCACUCAGGUGCCCCAUCCACAAACAUUUCUAGGGAAGAAGGGUCUGUGUUCACCUUGCCAGGAUCCAAGUCUGGAAACUGGCCCCCAACAACACACCCAGACAGCCAGUGAACGGUCUGAGGUUGAACAGUGGAGUGAGGAGGACAGCCCCCGACUCCCCUGGACCACCGAAAUGCGGCCAUGCCUGCCCCCCACCCCACCGAAAUCUGCUGGUUUACAAGCCGAGGGCCAAGGAGACAAGCGGCGGAAGCCAGGCCCUCCAUGCCCAGAAGAUGCCGCGCCAUCUUCGGCAUCGUUUGGCAGCUCCUGCACUGAAACAGUCAUGGAGGUAGAUGUGGCCCAGCAGGCCCUGGGAGCUCUCUGUAGCCUGGCAGGCGGUCAGAAUGCCGGGGUGGAGGCCUCGCUGCAUCGUCCCUCUAAUGUAACUUUGGGUAAUCCUGUGGCAACUAUUGAUUUGCAGCCCCCAGAAAAUAAUGUUGAAAUGUCAGAAACCGAUAGUGAAUCAUCAUAUUUAUUAAGGGAGACUCGCCCUCCAUUAAGUCUGUCUGCUGACGGGCAGACCUCCACAGACCCUGCAGGACCCACAGAGGAAUCGUGUUUAUCUGUGACGGCUGCUCUGAAGGAGCUUCACCAACUUUUGGUCAUUAGUUGUCAAGAAUCUCCAGGAAAUCUCGUAUCCGAAGAAGUAAUCUGUCCCCAGGAAAUAGCAGCUGAAGCCCGGCCCGACUGGAGGCAGAUGGCCCAGACGCCGUCUCCAAGUCAGCAUCUUUCAACAUCUUUCAGACCGGAGCAGAACUCUCAAGGCUCUUCCUGUGAGGUGAAAUCUGCCCUCGGGAAGGCCAAGAGAUCAGCCAGAGUGCCCUCAGGCACCAGAGGGGAGAGCAGGAUCGGAGGAAAUGUAGAUGAAAGCCCGGCAGCUGCUCCUGGGGCUGGCCACAAGUCACGGGAAACGGGGCCCUCUGCGGAGACGCUGGGUCACUUAAACUCACCCGAAGGCGCAACCGCCGAGGGGAGUCCCGCUCCUCCCGCUCCUCCCACUUCUCAGCAGACUGAGGCUUCGCCGGCCACCCUCAUCCCGCUAGGCCUCUCUCAGGACCCUCACAACCUGGUGACAGGAAUGCCUGAAAUCAGGGGAAAUGUGGUCUGUCCUGAAGCCACUAGGCCCCUCCACGGACUGGAGCAGCUUGACAGGCCCCUGGCGUCGAUCCCCUCACUUCUCCCGAGCCACCUUUUCCCUGCUGCAGAUGUGGACCGCAUCCUCCGUGCGGGCUUUACUCUGCGAGAAGCUCUUGGGGCUUUGCAGCAAGUUGGUGGAAAUGCAGACCUUGCUCUUCUCAUUUUGCUAGCAAAGAACAUCGUUGUUCCUACAUAACAUGGAAAAAGGUGGACCUCACUAGUCCCCAUUCCUUUCAAAGAUAAAUACCAACAUCUAGAUGUUAUGUGUGUAUGACAUGUAGAAACCUGCAAGCAGAAUGUGGAGCCAGAUUUUUUUUAAAAAAGACUUUAAUUUUCGGCCAAAGUAAUUUAUGAUCUCUUGUCUGAUGAAUUUGUCUAUGACACUUGUUUAAAAUUUGGGCCUUUUUAAUGUAGUGGCAGUAUGUGCACGUGAGCUUUUUAUUCUCAUUAAUGAUGCGUUCUAGAAUAAAG